Messenger RNA from Salvelinus sp. IW2-2015, 1285 nucleotides. Lineage: Eukaryota; Metazoa; Chordata; Actinopteri; Salmoniformes; Salmonidae. The record is from RefSeq and is a predicted model, not a curated record.
CUCUACCUAUAGCCUGCCUUGGUUAACAGAGAGACAGGUGCCCAGUCACAGAAGCUCUCUCUGAGGAAGGAAACACUGACGUUCUCACAGGUCCCCGUCUCUACUCCCAAUCCUCCCCAGCUCCUCUCCUGGCACACCUAUAUAGAGGAAGACACAAAGCAAUUAGUGGGCCCAGGUGUGUACUAAUUGGUUUUACACUGAGUACCUAUCCCCUGAAGGUGCUGUUGCAUCGUCUUCCUGGUCACUGAACUCUCACAUUUAGUUCAGUAAACUAUAUUUUUCUUAAGGGUAGCUUACCUUCUUCCAGUGUUCAGUAAUUGGUAGCUUGGUAAACUAUAUUUUCASAGUAGCUUCCCCAACACUGACCUCUCAGCUAUCGACACACCUUCUUAGUAUUGUUUAAAAUCUAAUUGAACUGCGCGGAAAUAAGGGAACUUAUUUGAUCUCAAUACUGGAGUACUUCUUCAGGAACCUCACCUGACUAACCUGAAUGUUACGAAAGGACACUAAAAGCCAUGGUUCUGUUUUUAAUGUGUGUGUUGAAGUGUUUGCGGGCCGUUGGCUGAUGUCAUUCUGGACAGGCAGCUCGAAGAUCCAUGAGCUGUAUACAGCAGCGUGUGGUCUGUACGUGUGCUGGCUGUCCAUCCGCGGUGCCACCGUGCUGUUGGCCUGGAUGCCCCAGGGACGCACCAUCAUCAUGGUCAAAGUCCAGGAGUGGAGCCUCAUGUGGUAGUAGCGUUGAUGGUGGCUGGUGUUAUCCCUCUACUGCUGGGCCUGCUGUUUGAACUGGUCAUCGUUGCUCCCCUACGCGUUUCCUCUGGACCAGACGCCUCUCUUCUACCCCUGGCAGGACUGGGCUCUGGGGGUGCUCCAUGCCAAAAUCAUCGCUGCCAUCACCCUCAUGGGUCCKCAGUGGUGGCUGAAGACUGUCAUAGAGCAGGUGUAUGCUAACGGCAUCAGGAACAURGACCUCCAUUUCAUCAUCUGCAAGCUGGCUGCCCCUGUCAUCUCAGUGCUGCUGCUGUCCCUGUGUGUCCCCUACGUCAUAGCAGCCGGGGUCCUACCUGCCGUAGGUCAGUCAACAGUGUGUCUGUGCAGUGUGUGUGUGUGUGUGUGCACGUGUUUGUUUGUUUGCGUGCAUGUUCAUGGGAAGUGUUUGCAUGCACACUUGUGGGUGAGUAUGAAGUGUUCAGCUCUAACUCUACUAAUAGAUCUGUACCCCUCCUGGUGUGACUCCAGAUAUAACUCUACUAAUAGAUCUGUACCCCUCCUGGUGUGACUCCAG